CUCAACAUGGCGGCCUAUUUGAGCCGGCUGCACCACAUUUCCCUUCAGGUUUCAAACGUGGAUAAAGUCGCGCACGAGCUCGUGUCGCGGUUCCAGUUUAACGUGUUCGCGGCGCGACGGGCAGAACGGGCGAAGCAGCUCGCGCUCCGCAGAGGAUCCGCGGUGUUCGUGGUGAACGAGAGACCGAGUCUGAGUGACUGCGGCGCUGUCAGAGAUCACCGGGACGCGGGCUGUGUGUUCGGGGCUCAUGAGCACUACCCGGUGGACACCGUCAGUAACGUGUGCUUCGAGGUGACCGAUGUACCGAGCGCGAGCCGCGCGCUCCGGGAUCACGGCGGGUGUGAGUUCCUCCAGCCGCCCGCGGAGCUCCAGGAUGACCGUGGCCGGGUCACCUUCUCCAUUGUGCGUUCCCCGGUGGGUAACGUGUGCCACACACUCAUCGACAGCUCCCGGUACCAGGGACCAUUCCUGCCCGGUUUCCAUGAGGUGAGCUCGGGCUGUCAGGGUGCAGACCGCUCCCGGUGUCCCAUCACUCACUUUGACCACAUCACAUACGCCUGUCCGAGGAGCAGCACAGCGCACAUCACUGGCUGGUAUGGGAGAAACUUCGGCUUCAAGAGGUUCUUCAUUGACAGGAAUGAGGAUGUAGAUGAGGGAUACGUGUUGAACCAUGACGGGAUCGGGCUGCGUUUGACAGCUAUGGAAUACUGGAAAUGUAGUGAGUCUGGAAUUAACCUGCCCUUUAAAGAUGAAAAGGAGCCAGACUGCAAGUUUGUGAUCGCAGAGUCUCUCCCUGAGCAAGGUGACAUCUCAGACCUUCUGCAUAUUAAAGGCAGGAAUCAGGUGGACACGUUUCUGGAUGAGCACAGAGGAGCAGGAAUCCAGCACAUCGGCCUGUACACCGAGGACAUCGUGAAAACAGCUCAAACUCUGAGUGAGGCCGGAGUUCAGUUCUUCUCUCCUCCUCCGGCGUACUACACUGAGGUGGGGAAGCAGCAGGAGAUGUUGGAUGCAGGUUAUGAUCCUCAAACACUAAGUCGAUAUGGGAUUCUGCUGGACACUGACAUCCAGACGCACACAGACAGGACCACAGAUGGCCAUCGGCACCUUCUGCAAGUCUUUACCAAGCCGCUGUUCGCAGAGGACACGUUUUUCCUGGAGCUGAUCGAGCGCAGAGGAGCGACAGGCUUCGGCGAGGGGAACAUCCGAGCGCUUUGGAGAUCCGUUCAGGCCUACAUGGAGAACGGAGAACAUCAAGAGAGGCAGAGCAAAAAGCAGCAGAGCAAACAGCGCUGACUGAGCAUCUGCAACACACACACUCACACACACACUUACAAUGACUACACUGUAAGACAUAUCUGUACAGCUUCUGUAUUUAGUGAUUCACCUGCGUUUUCUGCUUAUUUGUGGUUGUGAAUUGCAUUAUGGGAUGUUAAUCUCUGCUCUGUUGACUAUUGAUGUUGGAAAUUUAACUGUACAGUUUAACACAGUGACGUUUAUUGACAUUUUAGUAAAAAAAUAUAUAGAAAAAUCUAAUGUAUAAGCAUUAAUAUAUAGAGAAAUAAGUCUGUAAGUAACAGAAAAUGUACCGCAAGUUUAUCAUAAGGUUUUUGUUGUAUAAUACACACCAACACAGACGAUAUAGCACUCGAAUCUAUUAAAAAUGUCAAUAAAAGUCACAUUUUCAAACUUUUCAAGGUUAAAAGUUGUUGGAGGAAAGAUCAAGCACCCAUAAUGCAACUCAAAAGCAGAAUUCAUAAUCACAAUAUACAGAAAACUGCUAAUUUAUGGAUAUUUUUGUACAGAGACUAGCAUGAGAUCUACCUGAGCUUUAGAUUUACUGACUGCAGCACCUUUGGGAACAUUUGUGUGAAUAGAAAGUAAUUUUUGUCCUCUGUUCAGGACUUUCUGCAUAUUUGACUGUAACAGUCGUCAGUUCGGGCACUUCUAAUAUUAUCAGCUUUACAUUGAACGUGUUUAUAUAUUCAGUAACCAUAAUAUAAGUACUGUGAUGCACUGUAUUUUCAUUUAAAUCCAUUUUAUGUGACGUUCACAGUGAAACACAUGCGGUUCAUCUCUGUAUUUUGCUAAAAUAAAUGGAAACCUCUUAACAA
Molecule: messenger RNA, 2114 nt
Organism: Danio aesculapii
Lineage: Eukaryota; Metazoa; Chordata; Actinopteri; Cypriniformes; Danionidae
Gene: hpdl
Product: 4-hydroxyphenylpyruvate dioxygenase-like
Exons: 6
Coding region: 7-1296 (429 amino acids)
Biological process (GO): aromatic amino acid metabolic process
Molecular function (GO): 4-hydroxyphenylpyruvate dioxygenase activity
Source: RefSeq, a predicted model, not a curated record